AUGGGAAAGAAGAAAGCUAUACAAAAGUCGAGUAAGGGAGAUUUAAUACCAACUCCUGGACCGUUGGAGCAGCAACUCGAAGGAGCGAAGUUAGCUAAAUCCCGUUCCGAGAUCCGUGAAAAAAGGAAACGAAAACCGGAGCAGGAGACAGAAGAGUAUAUUCCAAACGACCUGUCUGGGAAAAUAAUUGCUCAAGCGAGGAAGCAGCUGCAUGAGAUUGGAGAUGAGGACGAUUCAGAAAAGCAAGAUAACACCAAGAGGAUGCGGCAAGUCAGCCUGGGUGCCGGCAGUGAAGAAGAAUUUGACUUAGAAGAACACUUAGAUAACGACUAUGUAGACCAAGUAAUAGAAUUGGAUCCGAAAGAUGAAGCUGAGCUUGCGAAGUUUAUGAUUAGUAAAGAAGGCGGAACUAAAACGCUCUACGACAUCAUACAAGCGAAAAUCGACUCUAAAAUAGACGAUGCAGAACUCGCACUGAGCUCUGUGGAUCCAAAUGAGUUUAAUGUACGUGACCUCGAUCCUGAAGUUGUAGAGAUGUACAAGGAAAUAGGGAAAGUUCUCGCUAAAUACAGAAGUGGCAAAAUACCGAAAGCUUUUAAAGUGAUACCGAAAAUGGUGAACUGGGAGCAAAUAUUAUAUUUAACCGAUCCUGACGGAUGGAGUGCUGCAGCAGUUUAUCAGGCUACUCGACUUUUUGCCUCAAAUCUCAAUCCUAGGAUGUGCCAAAGAUUUUAUAACCUCGUUCUUCUUCCACGUCUUCGAGAUGACAUAGAUGAAUUCAAAAAACUUAACUUUCACCUCUAUCAAGCUCUUUGCAAGGCUAUGUACAAACCAGCAGCGUUCUUCAAGGGCAUUAUACUACCACUUUGUGAGUCGGGCACUUGUACUCUACGUGAAGCAACAAUAUUCAGUUCCGUGUUGGCCAAGGUUUCAAUACCAAUGUUCCAUGCGGCUGCGGCUAUGUUGAAGAUCUCGGAAAUGGAAUAUAAUGGAGCCAACUCCGUUUUUCUCAGAGCUCUCAUUGACAAGAAAUUCGCACUGCCAUACAAAGCGAUUGACGCACUUGUAUCGCAUUUCCUCCGGAUGAAGAAUGACGAACGCGAAAUGCCCGUACUUUGGCAUCAGUGCUUACUGGCUCUCUGCCAACGUUACAAAAAUGAUUUCAGUGCGGAACAAAAAGCUGCCAUCAUGGAUCUCAUAAGGUAUCAAGGGCAUUACCUGAUUUCGCCCGAAAUCCGUCGUGAGCUUGAGUCUAAGGCUGUGGAAGGUGAACCUGGAGAACAAACAGUCGUUAAGGUUGACGUUAUUGCGAGAGCGAAUGACACCAUGGAAUUCUAA
This is a messenger RNA of Haemonchus placei, 1338 nucleotides long. The record is from the annotation of a GenBank genome assembly. NCBI's taxonomy places the organism in Eukaryota, Metazoa, Nematoda, Chromadorea, Rhabditida, Trichostrongylidae.